AUGGAUGACUUCACUUCCCUUGAACUCCUGUCGCUCGUUUCCAAAGUCACCUCCGAACUGCAAAACCACCUGGGAAUCAACGACAAGACCCUCGCCGAGUUUGUCAUUGACCAGCAUGAAAAAUGUGGCGGCAAUCUUCCCGAGUUCAAGGCCGCCCUGGCUGCAAUGGGAGCAGAGUUUCCCAACAGUCUGGUGGAAAGUGUGGACAGAUUGAUCUUGACAAUGCACCCGAAACAUAAAACCCAGAAAAAGACUCAAGAGAAUGGAAGGUCAGACAUGGAUGAAUUGGACGCGAUUGGGCGUAAGGCACGGGUGUUCAAGGGUUUGGCCGUGCCCGACCGAGAACAAGCAUGGGACGACUACGAGGAUGACAUGGUUGGACAGAAAACGAUCGACGAGAGUCGGCCUCCGGACCCUGGUACUCCAGCUGACGACGACGACACAUUUGCGCUUCUCGAAGGCCUUGCCGGCAAAGCCGGAAAUGGCACGAAUGGGAAUUCCACGAGAAGUAGGAAACGGAGUCGGAGCCCGGACCGAGACGAGUAUGCAAGGGACAGGAAACCCAGGCAGAAAUACAUGUCAAGAAGCCCGAGCCCACAAGAAGAGAGAAGAUCUCGCCACCGUCGCGACCGAGAUAGAGAUUACGACGACCGUAGAGACCGAUACGACGAGAGACGGAAUGGUCAUCGGAAGAGCCGACGAAGGGACUACGAGGACGACGACGAUUUCAAAAAGCCUCCUCGAAAAGAGAUUGACGAAUAUCCCGUCCUUUACAAAAUCUACGACGCCACCAUCAAUGGGAUUAAAGAUUUCGGGGCUUUUGCAGACCUGCAAGGUGUCAAAGGUCGUGUUAGUGGGUUGAUCCAUGUGUCGGCCAUACAAGAGGGUGCACGGGUCAACCAUCCUUCGGAUCUCUUGUCGAGAGGACAGCCCGUCAAAGUCAAGGUCAUCAAGAUGGAGAACAACAAAGUCAGUUUGUCCAUGAAAGAGGUCGACCAGGUGACUGGUCAAGAUCUGGUUCCCUCACGUCGAAUUGCUUCUGGAGCUAAUAUGGAGCGGCUGGACGGGAUGCCUUCUGAGGAUCGCUAUGGUGGUCUCGGCAGUACAGUCCCUGUAAUUGAAGACGACUACAACUCAAAUUCACGGAAGAAUAGAAAGAGGCUGACCUCGCCUGAGCGGUGGGAAAUCAAACAGCUUAUCGCCUCCGGCGCGAUAUCUGCGCAGGAUUAUCCUGAUAUCGACGAGGACUACAAUGCAACUUUGAAUGGCCAGGGCCCGGUUGACGAGGAGGAAGAAGACAUUGACAUUGAGGUCAGAGAGGAAGAACCGCCUUUCCUAGCUGGUCAAACCAAGCAGUCACUAGAACUUUCGCCUAUCCGGGUCGUCAAAGCCCCUGAAGGCUCUUUGAACAGAGCCGCUCAAGCGGGAACAACGCUGGCCAAGGAAAGGAGAGAAUUGAAACAACAGGAAGCUGCCGAUAAAGCAGCUGAAGAAGCCUCAAAGGUGGAUCUCAAUGCCCAAUGGCAAGAUCCCAUGAUCAACCCGGAGCAACGCAAAUUUGCUUCGGAGUUGAGACAGGCUCAGCAACAAACAUCCAAAGCCACAGAUGCGGUACCGGAAUGGAGGCGAGUGACCCAGGGCAAGAACCAAUCCCUAGGACGAAGAACGGAUAUGACUAUCAAACAACAAAGAGAGUCCUUACCUGUCUACAAGUUCCGGAAACAGCUACUUGAUGCGAUUGCACAAAACCAGCUUCUUAUCGUUGUUGGAGAUACUGGUUCGGGAAAGACCACCCAAGUGACCCAAUACCUUGCCGAAGCAGGCUACGCCAACAAUGGCAUAAUUGGCUGUACCCAACCACGUCGUGUUGCAGCUAUGUCCGUCGCGAAGCGUGUCUCUGAAGAAGUUGGGUGUGAACUUGGUCGCGAAGUCGGGUACACGAUACGUUUCGAAGACAGAACGUCGCCCGAAACCCGGAUCAAGUACAUGACGGAUGGUAUGCUGCAGCGAGAAAUUCUCCUUGAUCCCGAUCUCAAGCGUUAUUCCGUCAUCAUGUUGGACGAAGCUCACGAGAGAACCAUUGCAACGGAUGUUCUGUUUGGGCUGCUGAAGAAGACAUUGAAGAGACGUCCCGAUAUGAAGCUCAUUGUCACGUCUGCAACACUGGACGCAGAAAAGUUCUCGGAAUUCUUCAACAAAUGUCCUAUCUUCACCAUUCCCGGGCGAACCUUCCCAGUCGAGAUCAUGUACUCGAGAGAGCCUGAGGAAGAUUACCUGGACGCGGCUCUGACGACAGUCAUGCAAAUCCACCUGACUGAGCCACCUGGAGACAUCCUGCUAUUCUUGACUGGUCAAGAGGAGAUCGACACCAGCUGUGAAGUGUUAUAUGAGAGGAUGAAGGCACUGGGCCCGAGCGUUCCCGAACUGAUCAUCCUCCCGGUCUACUCAGCUCUCCCGAGUGAGAUGCAGAGCAGGAUCUUUGACCCAGCGCCACCUGGGAGCCGAAAGGUAGUCAUUGCAACCAACAUUGCUGAAACAUCAAUCACAAUCGAUCAUAUCUACUAUGUGAUUGACCCUGGCUUUGUCAAGCAGAAUGCAUACGAUCCCAAGCUUGGAAUGGACUCGCUCGUUGUCACACCGAUUUCACAGGCUCAAGCGAAGCAGCGAGCUGGACGUGCUGGUCGCACGGGGCCGGGAAAAUGCUUCCGCCUAUAUACUGAAGCGGCAUACCAGUCGGAAAUGUUGCCGACCAGUAUUCCUGAGAUUCAGCGUCAGAAUCUGUCAAACACCAUCCUCAUGCUGAAAGCCAUGGGAAUCAAUGAUCUCUUGCAUUUUGACUUCAUGGACCCUCCUCCCACCAACACCAUGCUGACGGCAUUAGAGGAGUUGUACGCCUUGUCGGCUCUUGACGAUGAAGGCCUGCUGACCCGGCUUGGUCGUAAGAUGGCAGACUUCCCAAUGGAACCGUCUCUAUCCAAAGCACUUAUCGCGUCGGAAGAUAUGGGUUGUUCUGAAGAGAUGCUUACUAUAGUGGCUAUGCUCUCUGUACAGACAGUCUUCUACCGGCCAAAGGAAAAGCAGCAACAAGCUGAUCAGAAAAAGGCCAAGUUUCACGAUCCCCACGGAGAUCAUCUCACCUUGCUCAAUGUCUACAACGCGUGGAAACAAUCCCGAUACAGCGAUCCCUGGUGUUUCGAAAACUUUAUUCAAAAGCGUCAAAUAGCACGUGCUCGAGAUGUCCGGCAGCAACUCGUGUCCAUCAUGGAGCGAUACAAGCACCACAUCGUAUCCUGCGGGCGUAACACGUUGAAAGUCCGUCAAGCUUUGUGUUCUGGGUUCUUCCGUAAUUCGGCACGCAAAGAUCCACAAGAAGGCUACAAGACACUGAUCGAAGGCACCCCAGUCUACAUGCAUCCUAGCAGCUCGCUGUUCGGCAAGCCUGCCGAGCAUGUCAUCUUCCAUACCCUUGUGCUGACGACGAAAGAAUACAUGCAUUGCACAACGGUCAUUGAGCCCAAAUGGUUGGUUGAGGCAGCGCCGACGUUCUUCAAGGUUGCGCCGACGGAUCGUCUGAGCAAGCGGAAGAAGGCCGAACGGAUUCAGCCUUUGCAUAACAAGUACGCAGGCGACGACGACUGGAGAUUGAGCGCGCAAAAGAGACAAGGGAGAGGAGGAGGAGGAGGUACUUGGGGUUAA
This is a messenger RNA of Exophiala spinifera, 3696 nucleotides long. RefSeq lists its product as uncharacterized. Gene Ontology annotation, molecular function: RNA binding; ATP binding. The transcript has a single exon. Bases 1 to 3696 code for a protein of 1231 amino acids. Lineage: Eukaryota; Fungi; Ascomycota; Eurotiomycetes; Chaetothyriales; Herpotrichiellaceae. Gene Ontology annotation, cellular component: intracellular anatomical structure; catalytic step 2 spliceosome. Gene Ontology annotation, biological process: spliceosomal complex disassembly. The record is from RefSeq and is a predicted model, not a curated record.